Haemonchus placei is the source of this 483-nucleotide messenger RNA. The record is from the annotation of a GenBank genome assembly. NCBI's taxonomy places the organism in Eukaryota, Metazoa, Nematoda, Chromadorea, Rhabditida, Trichostrongylidae.
AUGGGCUCUGCACAAAGCCAGGAAGAACAGCCAGAUGUAGUCCGUAUAGAUAGGGAUGAAAUUCCUGAGGAAUACAAAACUGUUGGAGUAUCUUCCGAUGUGGUCAAAAGAGUAAAUGCUCAAACCGGUAGUGGAAGUUCUGAAGCAGAGCGGUUGAAGGAUGAGCUAGCCCAUGAACGACUGGAGAAGGAACGCUUGAAACGAGAGAUGUCUUACCUUACGGAGUUGCAAGCAAGACAGGUGCCAUCCGACAUCACUGGUGACGACAUCGAAGAGAGAAAGCGCGUGUUCAAUGAAACCGUAGAGAGAGUUGAAAAGAAAUUCUUCUCUUAUCAACGGGAAAACGUAUGCGCCGACCACGAAAAGGAAAUCAUGGAAUGCAUUAAAGCAAAUCCAAAUCGUGUGUUAAACUGUGGCCAUCUACUGGCUCCAUAUGAGAAGUGUGUUAGUGACUUCCGUGAUGAGGUUUUAAAAGGAAAGUAG